AUGAUUGUUUCAGGUUCACUUGGGCAAUAUAUUGUAUCUCAUGUACAUGAUAUGUCCCAAGUCGAUACCAUUUUUAUUUUUUGUAACAAUCAAGAAUGGCAUAAGCAAUGGGCCAAAGAAUGGCCUAAAAUAAAAGGAGUCUUUACAGAUAUAACAUCAAUCUAUGGGGCUCUUAAACAAGCUGCUCACCAAUGUGAGCAAAAUACUAUUUCAAUCAGCUUUAUGGCAUCAGACAAGAAAUUGGAUCAAUUAGAUCCAUCAUUCAUGUAUACGCAGAUCUUGAAAGAGAUCUUAUUAACGAUCAACUUCAAAGAAGAUCAUUUCAAAGAAUUUAUCACUUAUUGUCGCGAAGCAUUUGCCGAAAAUGAGUAUGAUUUACAAAAUAUUGAAAAAUUGGACGGUCAUUAUCAUAAGCAAACACCGAUUUGGUGGUAUAAUUAUCGAUGUUUUUUAUAUCCGAUGCUCAAUCAAGCAUUAAGAUUAAUGGAUAUUGAUAUUAUUGUUCGAAUGGGUUUCUUUAUUAAUGAUUUACAUCGUGAUAUUCAACGAUUGCAUUCGGAACAAUUUGAUGGUCAACAAUCUGAUAAAACAUUUACAGUUUACCGUGGACAAGGUCUUUCAAAAGAAGAUUUCGCCAAAAUGACAAAAACUGAAGGUGGACUUCUUUCAUUUAAUAAGUUUUUAUCGACUAGUAAAAACCGUGAUAUUUCUCUAAAUUUCGUCCAACAAGUUGCUACAAAUCCUGAUCUUGUUGGAAUUCUAUUUGUUAUGUCCAUUAAUCCUACAGAUUCAACAAGUCCAUUUGCUUCUGUUAACAAUGUUAGUUAUUUUCAUACAGGAGAUGAAGUUCUCUUCUCUAUUUAUACCAUUUUCCGUAUUGGAGAUAUUAAACCAAUGGAUGAAAAUAAUAACUUCUAUCAAGUAAAUUUAACAUUGACCAGUAGUAACGAUCAAGAUCUUCGUACUCUUAACGAUCGGAUCCGACAGGAGACCUUUCGGGAUGUAGAAGGAUGGAACAGAUUAGGUCAAUUGCCAAUUAAAAUGAGUCAGUUUAACAAGGCUCAAGAAAUUUAUGAAGUUUUACUUCAUCAAACAAAAAAUGAGAGUGAUAAGGCACCGAUUUAUUAUCAACUAGGUCGAAUUAAAUAUAGUCAAGGAAAAUAUUCAGAAGCACUUUCAUUUUAUGAAAAAACGGUUGCAAUCAAACAGGAAUUACUUCCUUCCGAGCAUCCUGAUUUGGGAGAUUCCUAUAAUAGAAUCGGUAUUGUAUAUAGCAGCAUGGUUGAUUAUCCAAAAGCGCUUUAUUAUUAUGAAAAAGCCCUUGCAAUCAAACAACAAUCACUUCCUUCCAAUCAUCCUGAUUUGGGAGAUUUCUAUAACAAUAUCGGUAUGGUGUAUGACGAUAUGGGUGAUUAUCCAAAAGCGCUUUUAUCUCAUGAAAAAGCCCUUGCAAUUCUACAACAAUCACUUCCUUCUAAUCAUCCUAAUUUCACUAGCUUAUACAUGGGUAUUGCUAACGUGUACUACAGUAUGGCUGAUUAUCCAGAAGCACUUUCUUAUUAUGAGAAAGGUCUUGUAAUUCAACAACAGUCUCUUCCUUCCAAUCAUCCUGAUUUAGCAUCUUCAUACAUGGGCAUCGGUAAUGUGUAUAGAAGCAUGGGCGAUUAUCCAAAAGCACUUUCAUCUCAUGAAAAUGCCCUUGCAAUCAAACAACAAUCACUUCCUUCCGAUCAUCCUAGUUUGGGUGCUUCCUAUUACAAUAUCGGUAUGGUGUAUGACAGUAUGAGUGAUUAUUCAAAAGCACUUUCUUAUUAUGAGAAAGAUCUUGCAAUUCUACAACAAUCGCUUCCAUCCAAUCAUCCUGACUUGGCGAUGUCCUAUAAUAACAUCGGUAAUGUGUAUAGAAGUAUGGGUGAUUAUCCAAAAGCACUUUCAUCUCAUGAAAACGCUCUUACAAUUCGUCAACAAAUACUUCCUUCCAAUCAUCCUGAUUUGGCUACUUCCUAUAAUAGUAUCGGUAGUGUAUAUUAUAGCAUGAGUGAUUAUUCAAAAGCACUUUCUUAUUAUGAAAAAGCCCUUGCAAUUCGACAACAAUCACUUCCUUCUAAUCAUCCUGAUGUGGGUGCUUCGUAUAACAACAUUGGUGUGGUGUAUGAGAAUAUGAGCGACUAUUCAAAAGCUGAUUCAUUUUAUGAACGAGCUGUACAAAACGGACAACAAUCAUUACCACCAAAUCAUCCAACUCUUCAACAAAGGACAAAAAACCUCGAAAACAUAAAAAAGAAAUUAUAA
Messenger RNA from Adineta steineri, 2292 nucleotides. NCBI's taxonomy places the organism in Eukaryota, Metazoa, Rotifera, Eurotatoria, Adinetida, Adinetidae. The record is from the annotation of a GenBank genome assembly.